UUGCUCAUAGAGUUACUACAAUCGAUGCACAACCAUCAACAUCUAAUAGUAUAAUUGUUAUGGUUACUGGUGAAUUAUUGAUCGACCAAGAAACAAAUACUCAAAGAUUCUCCCAAGUUUUUUAUCUUGUACCCGAAAGUGGCACUGAAGUUGCUGAAGAUAAUAGUAAACCUGCUUCUAACGCUAGUGCUACCGCCAACACUACCUCUUCCUCACGUAAAAGAAAGACAAACACUGAGGAACAAUCUACUGUUGAACGCAAAAUAAACCCAAGACGUGCUGCUAAAACUAAAACUGAAAUAGCAAAAGCUGAAGCUUCUUCUUCUUCCUCGACUGCAUCUAAAGGCGCUACUAAGACUAAAAAAGCAAAAACUGAGGUAUUUUUAUAUUAUAUACUUAUACUAUUACAUCUUUCUUUAUAUUGGUAG
Messenger RNA from Entrophospora candida, 428 nucleotides. The record is from the annotation of a GenBank genome assembly. Lineage: Eukaryota; Fungi; Glomeromycota; Glomeromycetes; Entrophosporales; Entrophosporaceae.